AUGACGACUAACUAUCGUCUUCCACGCAAUUCCAAACCUCACCGCAUUGCUGCCAUAGCUCUGUAUCGAACAUUAUUACUACAAUGCCGCGCCUUUCCCGCAGCAGCAACAUACCAGCGCAUCGAACUGCAAAACAUUGUCCGCAACCGCUUCUGGCAGGCACGACAUGAGAACAGCACGCGACGAUUAAGACUCCUGUUCGAAGCUGGAUAUGAGGGUAUCGAUCACCUCGAUGCUGCAGUAGCUGGAGAGGAGGAAAGUAAAAGCCGCAUUCUAGACCUGCUUGAGAGAGCACCUGCCAAGGUCAAGCAGCCGCGACCGGGCGAACAUGUCCAGCCUCUUGUGCCCACACAGCGACCUUCUGAUCGAUUAUCGCUGCUCGACAGACCGGUACCACUAGAGCAGCUCAAAGGCAAACGACAUGUCCCCGUGCUCUUCAAUGCUCAAGGCAUACCCGUCCUCCGCAUCAAGAAGCCACAGCCAGAAGGUUUAUCAGGCUACAUCAACCACAGACUUCAGUUGAAACAGAAACGGCAUGACACGCGACAUAGACUAGAAGAAGAGCUGGAGCUCGCCCGAGCAGAGGACACUUGGGAUGAGAUACUGCUCGAGUGUACUGCAGCCCGCUUGGAUGGCACUACUGAGCGUGUGCGAGAGCAGGGUUGGAGUCAUGCUCUUGCUAUGGCGAAGAAAGAGGUCAAUGAGAAGCUGAGUGAGGAGAGGAGGAAGAAUCAGGUCAUGGCGGAGAAGAUGCAGGCGGUUGUUGAUCGGGAGCAGGCGUUGUAUGAUGAAGAGAAGGCUGACAGAAAGCAGAAGUUUGGCAAAGGGCGCCAGAAGGUGGCAGAUGGAACGGUCGUGUCGAAGGAUAGUGCAAUUUGA
Messenger RNA from Recurvomyces mirabilis, 879 nucleotides. RefSeq lists its product as uncharacterized. Lineage: Eukaryota; Fungi; Ascomycota; Dothideomycetes; Mycosphaerellales; Teratosphaeriaceae. The coding region runs from base 1 to 879 and encodes 292 amino acids. The record is from RefSeq and is a predicted model, not a curated record. The transcript has a single exon.